Lactuca virosa is the source of this 690-nucleotide messenger RNA. Lineage: Eukaryota; Viridiplantae; Streptophyta; Magnoliopsida; Asterales; Asteraceae. The record is from the annotation of a GenBank genome assembly.
AUGUAUGGUCUUUACUAUGAUGUCAAAGUUGACUACGCAUCUAUUCCUUGGGAGGAAUUCCUCACUUAUAUACCUGCUUCAAAGAAGAAUUUCAAGAUUUAUCAUCCUCGUUGGUGGAAACACUUGGACCACGCAUCAAAGAAAUUGGUGAAGAAUAUAAAAAAAUCAAAGCCAGAUCCACCAACUCCUAUUUGUUCUCAAGAAGCAUCUGACGAUGACAAUGGAGGAGAUUUAGAUGAGAACACGACCUCUCCUAAAUCUGGUACAACGACUAAGCCAUUCACUUUCAUUUAUUCAUUGUUCGGAACUCCAUCUGAGUACGUCCAAUCUUCAUCUCCAGCUCCAGAUUCACCGACAUCCAAUCAGCCGGACCAACCCGGUCCAAGUACUCGUACUACCAUGGUUGAUUCCUUUUCAGACCAUGAUGAUGACCAAGAAGGAUUGAUCGUUGAUUAUGAACCAACCAAUAUGUUGACAUUUCUAUACUCCAAAGUAUCUUCAAGAUUCUUCGACAUAUAUCUUGAUGACUACUCUCCUUUCCCACACAAAGAGUAUCAAGAAAAUGAUGACACUCAAGAAGAAAAUAUCUCUUCACCUCAACCAAAGACCAGUGAUGCAGAAAACAUUAGAAAUGAUACAGAUGAAGCACCUAUUCCUACUUCUCGAACUUCAUCUAGACCUGAUCCUUAA